UUUGCUUCACUGACUACUCCAACUGAACUGCAUUCGAUUUAAUUUUAUUACUUUUACUAACAUUAUAAUGGAAGGAAAUCAGCGUAAAACCAAAAAGUAUUAUGAUAGGGUUAUGCCGCGUGUCAAUAGUAUAUCUCGUUCAAGUUUAAAAUCAAAUCCAAACAUUACCCGCCACGACACUUCUUCCUUACGUCUCGGCGGCAAAGCAAGUAUUUCAAACUUUAGUUCCGGUGUUAUAAAUGAACUUCCAACAGUUUUGCAUGAUUACAUUCCUGAAAAGGUAAAGCCUAAAAAGAUCAUACACAGUACGAAACCGAAAAGAACGCUACAGUCUUUAGAUUUGAAAAAGUCUUCUCUUCAAAUAAAAAAUGUGAAAAGUAGUAAAAAUCUUCACGCCCAGUCUUCGGCGCCAGCUAUUCUGAAUUUGGAUAAAGAAGACUUAUCAUCAAGUCUAAGUCAUGUCAGACAGUGUUAUUCAAGUCGGUCUCACACCAAAUUAAAAGAAUUAAAGGAGGAAAUAAAAGAAUAUGAAAAUAUAAAAAGGACUAAAAACCUCUGUGGUCGGCUAUACCAAUCAUGCGGAGUAUUGCUGAAUGCAGAAGGAAAGGUAGCAGCUGACAAGGCGGUUCAGGCUGAGAAAAUAGAUGAAUCGCCACCAUCGCAAAGAACGGCAAGGACCGCCGGAGAGAAUGCCGGAGCCCCUUUGUUUAACCAACAGAUGAGGCCAGCCUCCCAUUACCCAGUCGAUCGAUAUUUGGUUGAGAGCAGCAAAAGGAUGGAUAUUAUUGAAAUAAUGGAUGAUGAUUUAUGGAAGCCUGAACCAGCACUGCGGCCCGAAGAUGAAUAUUUAUUGAGAAAAUUGCAUGACAUGCUGCAAUCGACUGCAGAUGACCUGAAAGUUCUAUCUGGAGAGUUAUCGAAAUAUCACGAAUCCGGGGUACAAAUUAAAACGCUGCCGACACCGUUGGAUGAAGAUUUUAAUGAAAAGGUUCAUGUUGAAGAAGUAGUCAAUGCAAAAUUUCAUGGUCAUAAAAUUGUUAAUCCUUCGCAAUCCACUUCACAAAAGAGCCCUACUCCAGUACAAGAUUUGAUUGUCAAAGAAUUACGAAAAAAACAAGUCAACUGUGACUCUCGUAAAGAAAUAAAAAAAACGAAAAACUUAGAAAUUUCUCGAACUAAACUUGUUCAUAUACCUGAAAGUGCCAAUUAUGUGUUAGAUACUAAGCCUUUAGAAUUAAGAAGUAAAAAUAUACCUAGUAAAGAAAGAGCCGUCCAAUACAAUGAAAUUGUGUAUCAAGAAAUUGACAAAGGGGAAGAUAAUAGUAGUCAAAAACAAUUUCAAAUUCAAGAAAUGCCAAGCAUAAAUAUUAGAAGUGAAUUUAAAAUACAACAAGUAGCACAAUUAGAUAUAACGCCAGAUUCCAAUACCGUUAAGGAGGUCUCAACAGGCAAAAGUAAUAUUUGCGUAAUUUCGGUAAAUCACGAUUUGCCUACAGUAUCCUCCAGUAAGGAGCUUCAAAGAAUUGAGGUAAACUUCGAGACCGCUCCUGUACGAAAAAUAUCUAAAAUGUUAUCUUAUGAAAGCAGUGAAUCAUCACCAAAUAUUGAAGGUAAGAGAAAAAAUAUGAAACAAAACCUUGUUACACAAGAUACAAAAAAGCCAAAUACACGAAGGGCCGAAACUAAAUAUUUGAAAUUUGAUACUAAAAGAGCUCAAGCAUAUUUGAAUGAUUGGAAAAGAAAAUUAAGUUCAGUGUACGGUCAAUCCUCCAAAGAGAGCAAGCCUCAAUUGAAAUUAAAGAAAACAACAAAAUUAUCAAAUACCCAAAAUUUCAACAAACAACAUUCUGAACUAAAGGCAAUGAUAAAUAAUGAUUCAGAGUACAUUCCUUAUACCAAAUUAACUUUAGGCGGUGUUCAUGUGAAAGACAUCGAGGAAGAAAUAUCGCACAUACCAAACAGAAAAGAUUUACCGCUAAGUCCAAUCUUGGACAAAAUUCUCAGUCGUCAGAAUUCUUUCAGUAAUGAUAUUUCUCAAAAGAACGAAAACAAAAGUAAUUUAAAGGUUUUGACUACGUCUGAUGAAAACUUACUUCAGGAAGUUUUAGAUAUUGAAGAAAAAGUAAGCAUCACCUUAUCCAAAAACUUAAACAAAUGCAGUGAUAUUAAUCAAAAUUCAAGUAGCAAUGGAGAGUCAACUAACAGUCCAGAUAAUACGUAUGCUGAUGAUUUUGAGGCUGACAAUUCAAAUGGGAUAACUGAGAAGUCAGAAUCUUCAAAUACAAAGCCAAAUCUAAAUGAUUCCAUAAGAAUUGAAGAUGACUAUGAUACACCUAGUAAAAAAGAUCACGUUCAUAACACAACUUCUGUGAAAAUAUCAAAUUUAUCCUUAAAACAUAAAAUAGAGACAUUUGAAUUUAUUCAUAGUAUUGAUACUCGGGAGCAUGCAACACAAAGCAACGCAGUUAAUAAAAUUUCGCUAAAAGAGACACAAACAUCUCCUCGAAGUGAUACUCUAAUACGUAACGAUCAAUCUAUAGAUCCUAAACACGAAGUCGAAAACAUGUUCAAAUUAGAAAAAGAUUUUAUAAAGAAACUUAUUGUAGACGAAUAUAGUGAUUUAAUAAUUAAUAAAAAUAAGCCGUCUACUUCAAAUGAAUCCAAAACUUAUAUCGAUGAUAAAAAUAUCUCAUCAGUACCAAAAAACACUCAGACUUCCCCAGCGCGCGUGAAAAGCGUAAUGACGUCACCUACUAGAACUAAAACAAGAACAACAUCGCCGUUAGCUUUGUCUGUAACUAUAGAUAAACAAACAAGUCCCUUAGCCCAGUCAACCGAUAAAAACUUACCCGCAACAGUUUUGUCGGACAACUCAGUUCAUUUAGAAGAGUUUGAUAUAACAAUCAAUUUAUCAUCACCUAGGUUUCAAUUGCAGUUGCCUAAAUCGACAUCUAUCGCUAAAAGCAAACAUACAGACGUUAAAAAAUUAAGAUCUAAAUUUGUGUCGAGUAGUUCUAGUUCUGUAGAAGACUAUACAUCAUCUGACAUAAGUUUUGGUGAGAUGAGGCGUUUACAAAGGCGUUCCAGGAGACACAAAGCUACACCUAUAUCCGAAUUAAGUUCUUCAACUUCAAAAUGUUCAGAUCAUAGUUUUGUUGUUCCCAUUCGCAGUGAAGGUGAAGUGAGCGUCUGUCAGACAAAAUCCAACAAAUAUAGUAAAAGUGAGGGAGAAAUCAGUCUAGGACAGUUGAGGUGACCAAAAACUUACCAAUUAAGAAGAAAUAUCUUUCGAUAUAGGUUACAUCUUUUAGAAAAGCUUUUUUACAUGAUUAUCUUGUGAAGUAAUCAAAGCUAUGCUUACAAAACAUUAGUGCCUUUAUUGUUUGUUAAAUCGUGAAACUUAUUUAAUAAUACAUACUUUAAUUUUUGCUGUCACCACAAGUACAAAUAAGUUAUUAUUAAGUGAUAUUAUUCCAUAAGUAAAGCUUCCUGUAUAUUAUUAAGUACCCAAUUAUUUGUAAUAAAAUAAAUAUUAUUUCUUGUCAA
This is a messenger RNA of Pieris rapae (cabbage white), 3546 nucleotides long. RefSeq lists its product as uncharacterized. The coding region runs from base 68 to 3256 and encodes 1062 amino acids. The transcript is spliced from 5 exons. The record is from RefSeq and is a predicted model, not a curated record. NCBI's taxonomy places the organism in Eukaryota, Metazoa, Arthropoda, Insecta, Lepidoptera, Pieridae.